Aspergillus affinis is the source of this 331-nucleotide messenger RNA. RefSeq names its product ribonuclease H family protein. Gene Ontology annotation, molecular function: RNA-DNA hybrid ribonuclease activity; nucleic acid binding. Lineage: Eukaryota; Fungi; Ascomycota; Eurotiomycetes; Eurotiales; Aspergillaceae. The record is from RefSeq and is a predicted model, not a curated record. The transcript has a single exon. The annotation marks the transcript as partial.
AUGGCCCUGGAUCGGGCGAAGCCUAUCCCGGUCACAGUCUUCUCAGAUAGCCAGGCAGCCAUUCAAGCUGUGCGCAACCCUGGCCGGCCAUCGGGCCAGUACGCACUGCGGGCUAUCUACGGGAGGAUCAGGGCCCUGCGGAACGAGGGCCUGGAGGAUGCUGAACUGCGUUGGAUCCCCGCUCACAUCGGGGUAGAAGGAAACGAAAAGGCGGACAAGGUAGCCAAGGAAGCUGCGAUAAGAGGACUUGAACCAAGCUUAGUGAGGCCGCGGGAUCGACCGAUUAUACGGCUCGCAGCUGCAGCUAAAAGAGAUGUCCGCCAACGUUUAC